AUGCCCUCCCCAUUGACCGUCACGUUCGUUCAAUCGACCGUCCUCAAUGCCAUCUCCAACGUCCUAGCGCAGCUCAUCGACCAGCGCAAGAACACCGUACCGCCAAUCGACGGUAUCGUUCUCGAGGAUUUCCCAGCCCCCAAUACCAACUAUCGCCAGUUUUUCCUCGGUGACAACAAGCAGCUAAACACUCGCCCUUCCGCAGAGCUUGCUGACCUCAUAUGUAUCGCCGAAUACGACUAUACGUUUGACAAGCCAGCGUGUUUGAUCGGUCUGCCAAAGGCUGUUGUGUACAUGUCUUGCGAGGACCGCGGCGACUUCACAGUGUUUGUCUUUCAGACUAGCAUUAAGAGAGAUUAA
This is a messenger RNA of Penicillium mononematosum, 360 nucleotides long. RefSeq lists its product as uncharacterized. The transcript is spliced from 3 exons. The coding region runs from base 1 to 360 and encodes 119 amino acids. Lineage: Eukaryota; Fungi; Ascomycota; Eurotiomycetes; Eurotiales; Aspergillaceae. The record is from RefSeq and is a predicted model, not a curated record.